Messenger RNA from Sorex araneus (European shrew), 6567 nucleotides. RefSeq names its product phosphatidylinositol glycan anchor biosynthesis class O (gene PIGO). Gene Ontology annotation, biological process: GPI anchor biosynthetic process. Bases 1410 to 4685 code for a protein of 1091 amino acids. Gene Ontology annotation, molecular function: mannose-ethanolamine phosphotransferase activity. Gene Ontology annotation, cellular component: endoplasmic reticulum membrane. Lineage: Eukaryota; Metazoa; Chordata; Mammalia; Eulipotyphla; Soricidae. The record is from RefSeq and is a predicted model, not a curated record. The transcript is spliced from 10 exons.
GAGCUAGGAUAACCCUUGAGAACCACUAGAUGUGGUCCCGAAAGGAAAAAAAAAAAUGUUGCUAGUCUCUAUUUUUACAAAUGACUCCAAAAAUGACAGAGUGGUAUAGGUAGGAUUCAAGUUGAGACCAGAAACCUUGUUCUUCGUGAAAAACCAGCUCGGACCCUUAGUCCCCAGUCUCAAGCGCAAUUUCUAGAAUCUCCUACUAGCCUUCCAGUUAGUCUCUUCCUAGUCCGGCGCUCUUUGCAGAAGUUCGUCGGAGGCGCCGGCAGAUGGCGCUGGGGAGCCCCGGAGGGCCGCUCUGCCCCGUGCGUGCGCGUCGGUGGUGCCAGGCAGCCGGUGCUGCCGCCGCACUUCCGGGCGCCGGUCAAGGUGAGCCAGGGUUCCAAGACCCCCCUCGGCUUUCAGUCCGGACCCUCCCUCCCUGCUCAGCGUAGCUAGGGUGCCCAGUACCGGGGUCAGGGUGCCCGCGCGGAGGCCGGGGAGGAGCCGAAGGAAGCAGAGCCGCCUGGACGCCUGGGUUCUGCGCAGUCCACCCGGCUCGAGAGCGGCGAGGGGGAGACCGCGGCCCGGGGCUCCUGGCCAGCUGGACCGUCCGGAAGCCGUGCGUGACUCCUCCCCUUCGUGUUCUCGGCCCCCGCCAGGCGGCGCCGUCACCCGCGCGGCGUUCGCGUGUGGCCGUCCCCGGGGUCUUAAGCUCCGGCGUGGAGACCGGCUGGAGCUUGGAGCACCGUCAGUCCCCCUAGCGGGCUCUGCUUUUCAGCACCACGACAAGGGCAGAACCUACAGGGGUGUUCUGCUCCACCCGCCGAAGAUCAGCCCCUUGCGAGUCCUGGGAAUCUGCAUUUGUUUUUUUGGUUUUAGUUUUGUUUCUCCCCCCACCUCCAGCCGUGUGCCCAGGGGUCAUAUCCAGCGGUGCUCAGGGGACCACAUGUGGUGCUGGAGAUCAAACAGGGUCCAACUAAGGCACACGCCUUAACCCAUACUCUCCAGCCCUUGGGAAUCAGCAGAUUUUUUUUUCUUUUUUUUUGAGGAAGGGGGUGCUCAGGGGCUUACACCUGGUUUUGUGCUCAGUGGUCAUUCCUGGCCUGACUGUGGACCUUAUGAGGUGCCGGUGAUUGAACAAGGGUGAGCCUCAUGCCAGGAAAGCACCUUAACCACUGUACUGUUGCUUCAGCCCACGAAAUCAGCAUCUUAAACAUCACUCUGAGUUAAAGACCAUAGUCCAGAAACAUUGGCUUAAGUGGAGAGGAAAUUGAUACGGGGUUGAUUCCGGUACUGUUUGUCUCCAGAAAGGUGUCCAGGAGGAUAUGAUUCUAGUUGGUCGUUCUUGAGGAACCAAAAUAUCUGCUGGGUCCUGACUCCAUUGUGAUGACUUCCCUCCCUCCAUCCACCCCCCAACUAUCAGGAUGCAGAAGAUACCAGUGCUGCUCUUCCUGACCUGGGUCAGCUUCAUCUUCUACGCUGGCAUUGCCCUCUUCACCAGUGGCUUCCUGCUCACCCGUUUGGAGCUCACCAACCAUAGUAGCUGCCAGGAGCCCCCAGGCCCUGGAUCCCCACCAUGGGGAAGCCGUGGGGGGCCUGGGGGCUGCUGGAUGGCUUCCCGGUUUGCCCGAGUCAUUUUAGUUCUGAUUGAUGCUCUCCGAUUUGACUUUGCCCAGCCCCAGCACUCACGGGUUCCUGGGGUACCUCCUGUCUCCCUGCCCUUCCUGGGCAAGCUGGGUACCUUGCAGAGGAUGCUGGAGACUCAGCCUCACCAUGCCAGGCUUUACCAGUCUAAGGCUGACCCCCCUACAACCACCAUGCAGCGCCUUAAAGCCCUUACCACUGGAUCACUGCCUACCUUUGUCGAUGCUGGGAAUAACUUUGCCAGCUAUGCUAUAGUGGAAGACAAUCUCAUCAAGCAGUUCUCCAAUGCAGGAAGGCGUGUGGUCUUCAUGGGAGACGAUACUUGGAAAGAUCUCUUUCCCGGAGCUUUCUCCCAGGCUUUCUUCUUCCCGUCCUUCAAUGUCAGAGACCUGCACACGGUGGACAACGGCAUCCUGGAACACCUCUACCCAACCGUGGACAGUGGUGAAUGGGAUGUGCUGAUUGCUCACUUCCUUGGUGUGGACCACUGUGGCCACAAGCUUGGCCCUCAUCACCCUGAAAUGGCCAAGAAACUUAGCCAGAUGGACCAGGUGAUCCAGGGACUUGUGGAGCGCCUGCAGAAUGAUACACUGCUGGUAGUGAUUGGGGACCAUGGGAUGACCAUGAGUGGGGACCAUGGAGGGGACAGCGAGCUGGAGGUCUCGGCUGCACUUUUCCUGUACAGUCCCACAGCCCUCUUCCCCAGUGCCCCGCCAGAGGAACCAGAGGUAGUUCCUCAAAUCAACCUAGUGCCCACACUCGCCCUGCUGCUGGGUCUGCCCAUUCCAUUUGGGAACAUCGGGGAGGUGAUAGUUGACCUGUUCUCGGAGGCCACAGACUCCCAGCCGCUCUCCUCUGCUUUGGCCCAGGCCUCUGCCCUCCAUCUCAAUGCCCAGCAGGUGUCCCGAUUUCUUCGCACCUACUCAGCUGCUGCUCAGGACUUCCCGGUGCAGGAGCUGCAUCGUCUGCAGAACCUUUUCUCCAAGGCCUCCGCCAACUUCCAGCAGCUGCUGCAGAGCCCGCAGGGUGCCGAGGCAGCCCUGCAGACUGUGACGACAGAGCUGCAGCAGUACCUGCGGGGAGUGCGAGCCCUGUGCAUUGAGUCCUGGGCUCGCUUCUCUCUGGUCCGCAUGGCAGGGGGUGCUGCUGUCUUGGCUGCUGCCUGCUUCCUCUGCCUGAUGGUUUCCCAGUGGGCCACAGCCCAGAGCUUCCGUUUCUCCCCUCUUCUGAUAGCCAUGGCCUGGGGCCUGGCUGGGGCCUUGGUGUGUGCUGGACUAUUGGUAACUGCUGGUCUCAGGCUGGAUCCUGUGGUUCUUGGAGCCCUGGCCGCCGCGGGCUCACUCAUACCUUUCCUGUGGAGAGCCUGGGCGGGCCGGGGGGCCAAGAGACCCCUCGCCGCCUCACUGCCCAUCCCGGGACCUGUCCUGUCCCUCCUGCUCAUUCGCUUCGCGUCCUUCUUCUCUGAUAGCUUUGUGGUAGCCGAGGCCGGGGCUACCCGCUUCCUCUUGAUCUCCCUCGUUUUGCUCCUGGUGGCCCGGCUUCACUGGGAAGGCAAACUGCUGCCCCCUAAGCUCCUCACAGCACCCCGCUUGGGCUCCAUGGGCCCCCCAGCGCCCCCUCGGCGCCAUGCCGUCCAGGCCCUGGGGCUGGGCGCUGGGUUGCUCUUGUGUAUCAGGCUGGCAGGGCUCUUUCAUCGCUGCCCUGAGGAGACGCCUGUCUGCCACUCUUCCCCCUGGCUGAGUCCCCUGGCCUCCAUGGUGGGGGGUCGAGCCAAGAAUCUGUGGUACAUAGCCUGCGUGGGGGCCCUGGUGAGCCUGCUCAUGGCUGUGCGCCUGUGGCUUCGCCGCUACGGGAACCUCAAGAGCCCAGAGCCGCCGGUGCUCUUCGUGCGCUGGGGGCUGCCCCUCAUGGCCCUGGGCAUGGCCGCCUACUGGGCCCUGGCAUCAGGAGCCGAGGAAGCACCCCCGCGGCUCCGGGCCCUGGUGGCCGGGGCGUCCAUUGUGCUGCCGAGGGUUGUGGUGGGGCUGGCCGCAGCGGGGCUCCUGCUGCUGCUCUGGAGACCUGUGACAGUGCUGGUGAAGGCGGUGUCUGGUGCACCAAGAACCAGGACUAUCCUCACUCCCUUCUCAGGCCCCCCCGCUUCCCAGGCUGACCUGGACUAUGUGGUGCCACAGAUCUACCGACACAUGCAGGAGGAGUUCCGGGGCCGCCUGGAGCAGGCCAGGCCUUCAGGCCCACUGACCCUGGCUGCCUGUCAGCUGGGGAGCGUCUACUCAGCCGCUCUGGUCACCGCCCUCACGCUCCUGGCCUUCCCGCUCCUGCUGUUGCAUGCAGAACGCCUGAGCCUGGUGUUCCUGCUUCUCUUCCUGCAGAGCUUCCUCCUCCUACACCUGCUGGCGGCUGGGAUCCCCGUCCGCACCACGGGUCCUUUCACUGUUCCGUGGCAGGCGGUCUCUGCGUGGGCCCUCCUGGCUGCACAGACCUUCUACUCCACAGGCCACCAGCCUGUCUUCCCAGCCAUCCACUGGCAUGCGGCCUUCGUGGGCUUCCCAGAGGGCCACGACUCCUCCACCUGGCUGCCUGCUCUGCUGGUGGGCGCCAACACCUUUGCCUCCCAUCUCCUCUUUGCAGUGGGCUGCCCUUUGCUCCUGCUGUGGCCCUUCCUCUGUGAGAGCCCGGGGCCCCGGAAGCGGCGACCACCACCAGCCAAUGGAGCUGAGGCCAGAGUUAGGUCGGAGGAGGAGGAGGAAGAGGAGCAGCCGCUGAUGGAGAUGCGGCUCCGGGACGCGCCUCACCACUUCAACGCAGCGCUGCUUCAGCUGGGCCUCAAGUACCUCUUUGUCCUUGGCAUUCAGAUUCUGGCCUGUGCCUUGGCAGCCUCCAUCCUCCGAAGGCAUCUCAUGGUCUGGAAGGUGUUUGCCCCCAAGUUCAUCUUUGAGGCCGUGGGCUUCAUCGUGAGCAGCAUAGGACUUUUCCUGGGUAUUGCACUGGUGAUGCGAGUGGACGGUGCUGUGAGCUCCUGGUUCAGACAGCUGGUUCAGUCCCACCAAAGGUAGCCCAGGCUGCAGGUGCUGGCCUCUGGCCCUGGGGAAAGCUGGAGAGCAGUCUGGCCCGACCCACACGGGUGCUGGAUCAUCUGCAAGAGCAGCUCAGCCGUGCCUCUUGCUACCACACUGCCUGGAGCUCCUGGCCUCUGAGACUUCACUGUUUUAUAUUCAGGAUCACAAGGGGCAGCCUGCUGCCUGAGUCCUGUUUUGGAGGUAUCCGAAGGACUGUGCGGAUAGGAUGCCUCCAAAUUGGAAUAAAGUAAUAAUGGAAAUAUGUGCAUCUCAGAUGCUGGGGGGUUGGGGGUCCCUCCUGUUCUGUAGGGGGAAGGGGCAGGCCCAGAGAUCAGCCAUCUGAUACAGACUUGACUCCCUCUGAGAACCGUAGGGAAGUAGCUGGAGUGGUCUGGUUCAUGCCUGCCUCUUCCCAGCUCACUCCUCAUAUCGCACCUCCAUUUCCUUUUUAAUUCAACAUGUGUGACGACAGAUGGCUGAAAAGCAGCCCCAGUAUGAGGGAAAACACAGACUUUCACUGUCUAAUGUCCCAUAUUGUGUGCUUUUUUUUUCCCCCUCUGCAUGUUCUUUCGCUUGACAACACUUUGCCCUUUAUCUGAGGAGGUUAGACCAGGGAGCUUGCUCAGAGUACUGGAACACAUGCUUGGCAUUCAGGAGCCCAGGUUCAAUCCCCUGGACGUCAUGGUCCUCCAGUUAAAGUGCUUAUUUUGCAUGAUCCCAGUUUGAUCUCUGCAUCACAUAUGUUCCCCUGAGCACUGCCAAGAGUGACCCUUGAGUGCAGAGCCAGUAUGGCAGAAAAAGCACCACAGGAAGUGGCACCCCAGGUACUAUUGGUUGUGAUCAAAAUUGAAACAUUUCUGUGGAAGCUUCCCUGGUUUUUCAACCUAUGCUGCCUUUUAUCAGACCGACUUGCCUAUCUUCUUAUCUUGCCUAUCCCACUGUGUCCUAUGGCUCAUUCCUGACUUAAAACCCAAAAUCGUAUGGACCUAAUGCUUUUCUUUAGUGUCUCCUGUCUCCUUCCUCUUCCUCCUUACUACACAUGUGUCACGAUGAAGUGAGGAAAUUGUUGUGGAAAUGUCCCUCAAAGGAGUGAGGAAGAAGCUCUUAGGGGAAGGGUCAGUCAAGGUAAGGUCUGAGAAACCCAGGAAAGAAGGAGCUAAAAGACAAAGUGUUGGGUUCUGGUAGGAAGAAGCAGCUCGGCAGCCAUGAUUGUGGAGUCAAGGCCCUGCUGAGGGCAGAGUUCUGGUCACCCUUACAGGUCAAAGAUGAUGGUGUUGAUCUGUGUCCCACACUGGAGGUUAGGACAUUGGUAGCCCCAGCAGGUUUAAUAAUGCAAGGUAAUGCCAGGGCCCAGCUACAAGAUAAGUGAGAGCAGAGCCCUUAACCUGGUGGAUGGGGCUCACAAGCAUUCUUUAAUGAGCAGUGGCCCUGGGAGAAGACUUGAAUGCCCCAUUGUGCCCCAUUCCCAGCACUGGAGGGAAGGACUUCAGAUCCCAGCCCUCCCCUCCCCCUGCCCUCAUUCUGCUGGUCCCAAUCUUGAUACCUAAGGAUAAUCUGAUAGCAGUGCUAGGAAUUGGGUCCAAGUCCUCUCCUGUGCAAGGCUUAUACCUCCACCAUGGACCAUCCACCACCCAGCCACAUCCCCAGUCCCACUAUUCAUUUGGUUUAAGGCCCACACCCAGCAAUGCUCAGGAGUUAUUUCUGGCUCUGUACAGCUCAGGACAGACUCUGAUGGUGCUUGGGGGACCAUAGGGAUGCUGAGGAUCAAACACCUGGUGGGCUGCAUACAAGGCAACACCCUACCUUAUGUAGUAUCACUUUGGUCCUCCACUGUUUCUUUUUAUCUAUAUUUUUUAAUUGUGGGGGGCGGUGCACUUAG